ACAAACUUGUGUGUUGGUUGAAUAAUGGCCAUCUAGAGGGGUCGUGCCUGCGUGCUUGCUGAAGAAAAGGUCGCUUUUUUCCGUAGUUCCGUGAUCCCAUCGCUGCCAGGAUGCCGAAGAAGAAGACUGGCCAGCGGAAGAAGGCCGAGAAGCAGAAGCUUCGCCAGAAGGAGAUCCGGAACCGGGAGUCCCAGCUGCCGGAGCAGCCGUGCAAUCUCCCGAUGGACUGCGAGAAAUGUGGCAAGAAGCAAAAGUCCCGUGCGUUUUGCUACUUUUGCCAGAGCGUGCAGCGUUUGCCGAUUUGUGCCCAGUGCGGCAAGCAAAAGUGCAUGCUCAAGACCGGGGACUGCGUCAUCAAGCACGCCGGAGUGUUCACCACCGGGAUGCAGAUGGUCGGGGCGAUUUGUGACCACUGCGAGGCGUGGAUCUGCCACGGCCGGAAGUGUCUGCAGUCGCACGCGUGCACCUGCCCGCUGAUGGACGCCGUCUGCGUCGAGUGUGAGCGUGGCGUGUGGGAUCACGGCGGGCGGAUGUACAAGUGUUGCUUCUGCGAUAACUUCCUGUGUGAGGACGACCAGUUUGAGCAUCAGGCGUCCUGCCAGGUGCUGGAGUCCGAGUCGUACAAGUGCCAGUCGUGCAACCGGCUUGGCCAGUACUCGUGCCUGCGGUGCAAGACGUGCUACUGCGAGGACCAUAUCCGGCGUAAGGGCUUCAAGUACGACAAGAACAAGCCGAUUCCGUGUCCCAAGUGCAACUACGACACCAACCAGACCAAGGAUCUGAGCAUGUCGGUCCGCAGCCACAAGUACGGCCGCAAGCGCCAGGACGACGACGGCGAAGACGACGAUUACGUGUACGAUGCGGAGUACACGGCGUACCGCGAGGCGUCCGACUACAAGUUUGCCGACUCGGACUCGGACGAUUACUCGGAGGAGGACGACACGGAUUCGGACGACGACGACGAGGAGGAAGAAUCCAGCGAGGAGGAAGCGGGCGGCGCCAAGGCCGGAAAAAGCACCGACUAGGCGGAGCGGGAGCAGGGACGUGUUUCUUUUCGGUUCUGCUCAAAUGGAACAAGCCACAGGUUGGGUGGAUUUCGAAUCUACGCGGUGUAUUGUUGGUUUGUUUUUUUGUAUCAAAUGUCUCCGGGAGGAGGAGCGAUCGCGAUCGCGCGGGGGAUUAUUUGAAUAAAGAUAGCAAAUGAGA
This is a messenger RNA of Culex pipiens pallens (northern house mosquito), 1206 nucleotides long. RefSeq names its product zinc finger protein 330 homolog (gene Noa36). Gene Ontology annotation, cellular component: nucleus. NCBI's taxonomy places the organism in Eukaryota, Metazoa, Arthropoda, Insecta, Diptera, Culicidae. Gene Ontology annotation, molecular function: zinc ion binding. Bases 111 to 1025 code for a protein of 304 amino acids. The record is from RefSeq and is a predicted model, not a curated record. The transcript has 3 exons.